AAGGAACAUCUUAACUUUUCUUGAGUGAGAAAGUUUUACGGUUUUUGAAAUUCUGUUCAUGCUUUAAGAUUAAAAAAUAUGCAUUGAUCUUAGUAAUUUUUUUUUGAUCCCCAGUACCAGUGCCAGGCAGGCACUUGUGUGACUGAGCUGUAUCCGCAGCCCCUAUUAUCUCAGUAAUAUUUGUCUCAGUACUAGCUUUAAAAAUGAUAGUUCUAUGAUAGGUUAUUAGCAUUUCCUUUAUAUUCCUGUAGGUAGAACUCCUGUAUAGAGAGUUGCCUUUUUUUUUUUUUUAACCUGACAUAUGAGUCUUACCAAAUUGCCUAGGAUGGGCUUGAAUUCACAGUCCUGCCUUAGUCUCCCAAGUAGCUGGGGUUACAGGUUUGCACCAUUGUGCCUGGCAAAGUUACUAAUUAGUAUUGCCAUUUGAAAGCUAAUCUGUUUUGCUUAGUGACACUUGCCUAGCAUGCAUGAAGCCCCCAGUUCCCUUCCCUGCACUACACACACACACACACACACACAGAGUCUGUUACCAAAGCCUACAACUUGUGACAGAAACACUGAGGCACUCACAGUUAGGAAAGUAUGUGGGAAGGUUCAAAGAUUAUAGGCAUUUACGGUGGCACUAAGGCAAGUGUAACUAGGACUAAUUUGUGGAAGAUGAAGAUUGAGAAAUUUGUAUGUGAGAUAGCUAUUCAGAAGCAAUGGGACUAUUGAAUGCUAGUUGGAUUCCACUAGACAUAAUGGCACACUGCUGCAUCCCCAGUUACUACAGAGAUAGGCUGGAGAAUUAAAUUGGGACCAGCCUGGGCAACUUAGUAAAACCUUGUUUUAAGAUUCUAAAAAGGGCCACAUGUGGUACAUGCCUGUUUUCCCAGCAUUUGGGAGGCUGAGGCAGAAUAAAGUUCAAGGCCAGCCUGGGAUACAUAGCAAGACACUCAAGAAACUUUUUUUUUUAAAAAAACUAGGGAUGUUCAUAGAGAUUAGAGCACUGGCUUAGCAUAAGAGAAGCCCUAGGUCCAAUCCCUAAUGCUAGGGGAAAAGCAAACCCAGAACACUGGCAUUUGUUGAGGAACACAGGAAAUUUAUGGAAGGAAUCUGGGAAGACUUGCUCCCUGAAUGCAAGAGAGAGGAAAAUGGAUUUUUAUAGACUUUAAGAAAAUAGUAUUUGGGGGCUAGGGAUUUAGCUUAGCGGCAUAAGGGCUUGCCUUGCAAGCAGGCAGUCAUGAGUUCGAUCCCUGGUACCGAUAAAAAAGACCAAAAAAAAAAAAAAAGAAAAUAGUAUUUGUAAGUAGAGAUAAGGAAAUUUGGUAAAACAAGGUUUUUGAGAUGGGAAGAAAGGUGAUUUUAGUUUUAGAAAUGUUAAAUUGAAGCCGUUGGUAGAACAUCUAAAGAGAAUUGAAUUUUAGAAGCAUGGAGAAAUGACUGUAGGGCAUAGGGGAUGUAGCUCAGUGGUAGAGCUCUCACUAGCAUACAUUAGACCUACAUUUGAGCCUCAGGACUGCAAAAACUAGGGACAGAUUUGGGAACCACUUAAAUAGAAAAUAAAGUUGAAACCUCAAAAAUGUAUGCAUUUAUCAGUGGUAGUGGUAGUUCUUUUGGAAACAAGAUCUUGCUAUAUUGUUCAGACUGGCCUAGAACUUGAAGUUCUGCCUCAGUCUCUUAAGUAGUAAGAACAUGUUUUAAAGGAAGCACCAGUAAGCAGAAGACCAAGCAGAAAUACAGAAGAAAAGAUUUUCUUGAAAGUUACCAAAAGCAGAAGACAAAGGUGUAAGAAAAGCAGUAUAAUAGUAUAGGACAGUGGACAAAGGAAGACAAUAUUAAAGCUCAUUAUUUCAGUUUUACUCUCAGAGGAAACAGUUGGAUAUGACCAGUAGGCUGCCAAAAGUAAUCCUAAGUAUUUUGAGGAUUUAAUGAUUAAUAGGAUAAAUGAAUAUGCAAAAGAAAUACUCCCUUUCCCCUUUGGUAAAGUUUGCUGAAGGAUGAGGACAUCCAUGUAAAAAACCUGUUGGGGGGACUGGGAUAUAUCUCAGCUGUAUAAGCGCCUGCCUAGCAAGUGCAAGUUCCUGAGUUUGAUUCCCGGUACCAAACAAACAAAAAAAACCUGUUGGGUAAUAAUCUUUAUUUUAUUGGCACAAAGCUGCUGCUUAUUCCAAAAAACAAAGAUCAUCUUAAAACUAUUUUAUUAGCUAAUUAUAUUCUUCCUAUUAAUGAGUAGAAAAUUCUGGCCCUUUCUGCUAGACUUGGAAGACAGAUGCUUUAAGAAUGUUGAUUUAAAUGAAUUUAAUGCAUUUUCUGUAUGUUUACAGAUGGGACAUGAGUGGGUUUGGUUGGAUUCUGAACAAGACUAUCUCAAUGACUCUGAGUUGAGCAACAACUACAGAUCCCUCUUCAGCUCAUGGGACUCCAGUCUGGAUCUUGAUAUGGGCAACUGGAGGGAAAUCGAGGAUCCAGAGGUGGAGGAACCAGAGGAAAGCAGCCCAGGGAAAGAACCUAGUGAGCUGUUUGUGGAGGAUGGAGGCAGUGAGGAAUCUCAGGAAGAAGCGGAGCAAGUCAGCUGCCAGAACCUCCUUCAGUUUCUCUCUGAGGGGGAGGCUCAGCAAGAAUCCAGAGGAAAAGACCAGGGUGAAGGGUAUGUUUCAGAGACAGAAGACCAGCCCGCUUCAGGAGACUCUGAUGAUGGCUUCAGCAUUCAGGAAACUCCACUGGUGGAUAUUGUCUUCAGCCAUGCUAACUCCUCAAGACUGACUGAUCUAAGCCAAGGUGACCCUGUUCAUGAUCAUUUGCCAUUUAAGAAGACUCUUCUGUUAGUAUGGAAGAUGGUUGCUAGUCACAGGUUCAGCAGUCCAUUUCUAAAACCUGUGUCAGAAAAGCAGGCCCCAGGGUACAACGAUGUGGUAAAAAGACCCAUGGACUUAACUAGCCUGAAGAGGAAUCUGUCUAAGGGACGGAUACGUACCAUGGCGCAGUUCCUGCGAGACCUGAUGCUGAUGUUCCAGAAUGCUGUGAUGUACAAUGACUCUGAUCAUCACGUGUAUCACAUGGCUGUGGAGAUGCAGCGAGAAGUCUUGGAGCAGAUUCAGGUGCUGAAUAUUUGGUUAGACAGAACAAGAGACCUAAGUAGUCCAGAACCAGUACCAGCCAACCCAGUGGAUGGUGGGAAUCUGCUCUGUUAACCGGGGUCUGCUGCCACAACCAUUUCCAGAGUUUUUUUACCUUCUCCUUGAGACUGAUCAAAAAAGAUCCUAGAACACUUCAUAGUUGUCUUUUCUAGUAAGAGUGAUGUCUUACCUUGCAACCAAGAAGCUGAAGAUGCCUGAAAGUCUGAUAUUUUUAGAGAUGGUGAUGUGGGGGAGCUGAGAUUUGGGUUUCUGCCAUUAAUAUGCCUACAUUUUUGUUCUACAGGCUUAAUCUGUAGGCAAUUAGAUGAAACAUUUUACUAUUGUUGUAUAAAUAAAUAUUUCAUAAACCAG
Molecule: messenger RNA, 3470 nt
Organism: Cavia porcellus (domestic guinea pig)
Lineage: Eukaryota; Metazoa; Chordata; Mammalia; Rodentia; Caviidae
Product: bromodomain-containing protein 8-like
Exons: 6
Coding region: 2208-3173 (321 amino acids)
Cellular component (GO): NuA4 histone acetyltransferase complex
Molecular function (GO): protein binding
Source: RefSeq, a predicted model, not a curated record